Molecule: messenger RNA, 483 nt
Organism: Musca domestica (house fly)
Lineage: Eukaryota; Metazoa; Arthropoda; Insecta; Diptera; Muscidae
Gene: RpS28b
Product: small ribosomal subunit protein eS28
Exons: 1
Coding region: 95-292 (65 amino acids)
Biological process (GO): ribosomal small subunit assembly; translation; maturation of SSU-rRNA
Cellular component (GO): ribosome; cytosolic small ribosomal subunit
Molecular function (GO): structural constituent of ribosome
Source: RefSeq, a predicted model, not a curated record
CGAAAAAUUCUUUCUUUUCGUUUCCGGCUGUCACUUUGUGCGUGUGUCACACGUGAAUUUUUUUAUACAAAAAUCACAAAUUUUUUAAUAAAACAUGGAUAAACCAGUUGUUUGGGCACGUGUUAUCAAAGUUUUGGGCCGCACUGGCUCCCAGGGUCAAUGUACCCAAGUCAAAGUGGAGUUCAUUGGUGAACAAAACCGUCAAAUCAUCCGCAACGUUAAGGGACCCGUUCGUGAAGGCGAUAUCUUGACAUUGUUGGAAUCUGAACGUGAAGCCAGAAGACUUCGCUAGAGAGCUAUGGUGGUCAAAGCUGACUGGAGGGCGGAGUAUGACUUUUGCUGGAUUUAUUGCAAAUUCUGAAAUGGAUUUUAUUUUAUAUUAAAUAUAAAAGUUUCAGUGAUGUUACCAAAAAAAAUAAUGUUUAAUAAAAUAACAAAAGUCCCCUUCGGACAGCUUUGAAGAUGUAAUAAUAAAUAAGAAAA